Molecule: messenger RNA, 399 nt
Organism: Durusdinium trenchii
Lineage: Eukaryota; Dinophyceae; Suessiales; Symbiodiniaceae
Source: the annotation of a GenBank genome assembly
AUGGGUGGCGCUGAAUUUGAUGAAGCUAUGGGGGAAAAAGGAGAUGGAUCCAAUGGUGGCAGCUCUGACAAAUCUGACAACUCCUUGGAGGCCUUGCUAGACGGGCUCAUCCGAGUCGGGGUCAAUGCCAAUGUCUCGAAAAAAUGGAGCUUUCACGUCAGGCAAGAUUGCUUCCAAGCACAUUGGAGCGCUCAGCUUUGGCGUGCGUGCCUGCUACCGGGUCUGGCAAGCGCAGCCGAUAGAACGCGGCCCAGCUUACAUUUUGUCAGAGCCUGCGCGCCCCAUCUACUUGGGCUGGGCCAUUUCAGGUUUGCUCUGGACCCCGCAGACUACAAUGAGGUAGUUCUGGCAUCAAAGUGCGGUUUCGAAAAGAAACCUCGCACUUUUGGCUGCCCUUGA